AUGAAUGACGAGGAUUGUUGGAAAUUGUUCUCCAAGAUGGUGCAAUUAGACCGGGAAUCCUCUGCAAGUUUGCCACCAUGGGCUGAAGAAUUAGGUAAGCAGAUGCUGAGGAGAUGUGGGGGAUUACCACUUGCUAUUGUGGUGCUAGGUGGCCUGCUGUCAAGAAAAGAUGCAACCUUUAACGAGUGGCAAAAGGUGUUUCAGAGUAUGCAUUGGCAGUUGAGGCAAGAACCAAUGCAAUAUGGAGAUGUGUUGGCCCUGAGUUAUAUGGACUUGCCACACUACUUGAAAUCAUGUUUCUUAUACUUUGGUCUCUUCCCUGAGGAUUUUGAAAUUUCUGCAAGGAGAUUGAUGCUGCUGUGGGUUGCAGAGGGAUUUGUGCUGCCAAGAGGUCAACAACCCCUUGAAGAUGUAGCAGAAGAUUACUUGGAAGAGCUUAUUGGAAGAAACAUGGUUCAAGUGGCUAAAAGGAAGUCCAAUGGAAGGAUUAAAGCAUGCCGAAUCCAUGACCUUCUCAGAGACCUUUCAAUCUCAAUAGCCAAGGAGGAACACUUCCUUGAUUUCAUCCAUGGAGAUGUCAAUGCUGAUUCUGUUACAACAAGAUGUCGCAGACUUGGCAUUCAUUCUGGAGAAAUCUCCAUUACAGAGAACACUCCAAAAGUUCGUUCAUUGUUGUGCUUUGAUUCGGUUGAAUCGAAUUUCAAACCAAGGAAGGUUAAGCUCUUGCGCGUGCUUGACUUAGAAGGCGCUUACUUAACUCAGCUGGACUCUGAAAUAGGAAAUCUCAUCCAUUUGAGGUACCUGAGUUUAAGAGAAACUUGGUUAAAAAGAUUUCCAUCAACAAUUGGCUACCUUGAGAAGUUGCAAACUUUGGACUUGAGGUCGACAUUGAUUAGUCCAAUCCCCCUUGCAAUUUGGAAGCUGCUGAACCUGCGGUUCUUGUACUUCAAUGAACUGAAAGAAAUGGUUGUGGAUCCACCAAAGGAUGCAGCUCUAACUCAUCUCCAAACUUGGCAAGGGUUAUGCAUUACCCAAAAGAGUCGAAUUGAGAAUGGCUUGGACAAAUUGACCAACAUAAGAGAACUGGAAUUGCAUGGUGAGCUGUAUGCACAAGAAGCUGCCUUGGCAAAGUGGAUUCUCAACUCAAAGAACCUGGAAUGUCUGAAGCUACAUGCUAAUCCAGUUACAGCAUUCGUGGUUGAUGCUCACACUAAAAUUCAGGACUUUGACAGAACCCGUCUUUCGAUCCCCAAGUCAACGAUGUUUGCAGAUCAUUUUUUUCUUUCUAAGCUGCAUCUGGACGGAUAUAUCAAGAAGCUCUAUGAUGUUGAACAUUUUCCACCGAACCUUGAGGAGCUAUCAUUGAAAGACUCCUAUUUGAUGGAAGAUCCCAUGCCAAAGCUGGAGAAGCUGCAGAAUCUUAGAGUCCUAAAAUUGAAACAAUGUGCGUACGUGGGGAAAGAAUUAGUUUGCUCAAGUGGAGGGUUUCCUCAACUGCAUUUGCUGAAACUUUCUUUCCUCACAUUACAGACUUGGAGGAUAGAGGAAGGAUCAUUGUGCAACCUUAAACAGUUGGAAAUUGUAGAAUGCAAACAACUGAAGAUUCUCCCGAGGGGAUUGCAUCCAUUGACUAGUCUGAAGGAUCUGAGAUUAGGAUAUAUGCCCCAUGAAUUCGCAUUGAAGGCUCGAGAUCGUGCAGGGGAGAACUGGUACAGAAUUCAUCGCGUGCCUCCAUUAUAA
This is a messenger RNA of Coffea eugenioides, 1740 nucleotides long. RefSeq names its product probable disease resistance RPP8-like protein 2. Gene Ontology annotation, biological process: defense response to other organism. Lineage: Eukaryota; Viridiplantae; Streptophyta; Magnoliopsida; Gentianales; Rubiaceae. The coding region runs from base 1 to 1740 and encodes 579 amino acids. The transcript has a single exon. The record is from RefSeq and is a predicted model, not a curated record. Gene Ontology annotation, molecular function: ADP binding.